UUGCAGGAAGAAUACCACCAUGAGUGGAGUGAAGCGUAAGAUGUACGUGAAAGAGGAAAUGUCAUCGACCAUCCCAAAGAAAUAUGGGCGACGUUCGCGUAAUGUUAGGGAAGAAUUGGAUGACUUGCGGCAGUGUGCCGAUUUGGUGGACGCUUUACGUAGUUACAGGACUGUCGAUAAUCGGAUACUUUGUGAAAAUUUCAUCCGUGCACCAUCGCGUCGCACGGAUCCGAAAUAUUUUGACGUUGUCACGCAUCCGAUCGAUUUGACAAGAAUUCAACAGAAAAUUAAAACCGAAGAAUACAGCACUGUCGAGGAUCUUUCUGCAGAUAUCCGUCUAUUGGUCAAUAACAAUAAAGCUUACUAUAAGGAAGGCAGUCAAGAGUACAAAGAUGCUUGUGAAUUAUGGGAAUUAUUUGAGUUGCAGAGGAAGCAAAUGCUUGGGAGUAUUUCCGUCACAGAAAUGGAAGAACGCCAAAAGGAUAAGACACUUGAGACAAAACGCGAUGGAGUUUCAGUUGAUUUACUGGAAGAAAUCAUUGUCUGCACUUUGGAACUUACGGAUGAAACCGGCCGAUUGCUCAGCCCGCCUUUCCGUGUUUUACUCUCUCAAGAAGAAUUUCCUACUUAUUAUGACCGAAUCAAAAAACCAAUUGAUCUCAAACAAAUUGCGAUAAAGAUACGUUCCGGCGAAUAUCACACCUGGCAGCAAUUUGAUGCGGAUUUUCGAUUAAUGUGUAGAAAUGCAAAAGUCUUCAACGAAUUGGGUUCGAUGAUUAGUAAGGAUGCUUCUAUGUUGCUGAAAAAUUACAUGAAACGUAAGGCAGAAUUAUGCAGUUCUAAACACAAGCCAUUAACAAUUAAGAGGAUCAACGCAAAUAAACAAGUUCUGGAUGAACUGUUAACACAGGAUGCUACAGCUAAUUCGAGCGAAGAAUAUUCCGAGGAUUCGGAAGAAGAUGAGGAUUCGGAACAUAGCAGUGAGCCGAAAUGGGUACUGUACUGGACAAUUCGUAAUGAACCCAACCCAUUUGAUCGGGAAACUAAUCUAGCAGAUCCAUUUUUGGAGCUACCCAGCAAAAGCUGGUAUCCCGACUAUUUUGACGAAAUUUCUGAUCCCAUGUCUCUUUUUAUGAUAAACAAAAAGCUAAAACGUGGUGAAUAUCGUACGCUGGAAGAGCUUCUGAAAGAUAUUGUACUAGUUUUUGAAAAUGCCAAAACUUACAACGUUGAAGGUUCAGAUAUUUAUGAAGCAGCAGCAAAGCUGGAAAGGCUGGCAAGAUCAAAAGCUCGAACGUUGCAAAAAAACAUUAAAGUAACCGAAGCUGAAGAAAGGAUAUCAGAUAAAAGUACACAAUCGCUGACUGUUACACGAUCUGUCUGGAAGAAACUGCAGAAAAUGGGGGGAUCAAUAUCUACGCAAGCUACAACUUCAGGCCCAAAGCCAAAAUCAUUCGCUGUUCCAUCAUCGAACGUUGAAAACUCUGAGUUUAAAAGACGAGGAAGUGGCCGAGGAUACAGUGGUGACAUGUUAGCAGUUUUUCGGAGCAAACUGACAGUUUUAUGGAACACUGUUUAUGAUCACAUGGAUGGUAAACGACGUAUUGCUACUGCUUUUAUGUUCCUACCAUCGAGAAAAGAUUAUCCAGAAUAUUACGAUUAUAUUGAAAAACCUAUUGACUUAACCACGAUUAAACAUAAAAUUGAAACUGAUCAGUAUACAUCAACGAGUGAUUUCAUGAAAGAUAUGGAUCUACUUGUCCACAACGCAUGGGAUUUCAACGAGCCUGAUUCGCAAAUUUAUCGUGAUGCUACAACACUACAGUCUCUUGUCCGCAAUGCGCUUAGUGGAAUUCCAGACUUGCCAGUCUGUAAUCCCAAACAUUGUAAAAGCAAAAUUGGAUUAGUGAAGCCGAAUUUAGCACCGAAGAAGCAUAAAAAUUAUGGCAGUGGUGGUGAAAGUAGUAGAUGUAAUGAUCUUGAUUUUGAGGGUGACCUUUCUUGUGGCUCAAAUGUGUCGGUAUCCGAGGCCUUUCUUUCACAUAUACAUCUUCCGGAUAACCUUCGUUCCUCUUCACCUUCUUGUAGUACUUUGACGCCGACAGUAUCACCUAUGAAUGCUACUAAAACAGGCCGUGGUAUUUCGCGAAAAAUGUUUGGGUCCAAUUCUGAAUUGGAAUUUGAUAAGAUUAAAUUGUACGAAUUGUAUAAUCUUAUAAGGAAUCACAGAGAUGAACGCGGGCGUGAAUUGUCACUUCCAUUUUUGCAGUUACCAUCGAAAUUUGAUUAUCCCGAUUAUUAUGAUGUAAUCCGUAGACCAAUUGAUCUUACAAAAAUUCGGAAUCGGAUCACAUCAAAUUAUUAUGAUUCGACCGAUGCCUUGAUUAGUGAUUUCAAUUUGAUGUUUGAUAACGCUUGCCGUUAUAAUGAACCGGAGAGUAUGAUUUAUAAGGAUGCACUUUCGCUGCAAAAACUAAUUCUAUUGAAAAAACGCGAUUUAUGCAAAGAUAGCGCAUCAGCAAUAAAUGUACAGUCAGAAGUUCAAGCUCUUCUUGCCUCAAUUCUUAUUUCAGUUAAUAAUCAUCAGGACUCUGAUGGCCGGUGCUUCUCAGAUUCGUUGGCUGACUUACCGGGAAUGUUACGGAGAAAAGGGAUUGAUUCAGAGAACAUUCCAUUCUCCAUCGAUGAAAUGAAAAGAAAUGUAGAUAAGGGUCGUUAUCGUCGAUUGGAUAAGUUUCAAGAUGAUCUCUUUUUUUUGUUCAAUGUAGCGAUGGAGCAUGCCCAUUCCGAUUCUCAAGUUUUUGAAGAUACAGUCGAGCUUUGGAUGUAUUAUCUGAAGAUGCGUGAUGAUCUGACUCGUACUACGUUGCUCUCUCCUGCUCGUUGGUAUACCGAAAAAGUGCUGCUUACGCAUGUGGAUAAUAUUCGGAAACGUAAACUGUUAGAAGAGGCAAAAGAUGACGAGGAAAAUAAAAAAUCUGAGACUUUGGGGCCAAAAGCAGAUGAUGACAUUGUCCUGGAUUCAACUGGACAAGGUGGGGUCAUUUAUCGAGUAAAUGAUUAUGCAUAUGUAGCACCAGCAAGUGAAGAGACAGUGUCACAACGGCAUAUUAUGAGGAUUGAAAGGUUGUAUCGCGAUAGUGAUGGACAAACAUUUGCACGUGGUACUUGGUGCUAUCGACCGGAAGAGACGUUUCAUUUAGCUACACGGAAAUUUUGCGAAAAUGAAGUGUUCCUUACGUCUUACUAUGAUACGGUAACGGUGGAUCGCCUUAUUGGAAAAUGUCACGUCAUGCCGGUUCGACAGUUUAUGAGACAAAAACCAAAAGGCUUUGACGAUAGCGAUAUAUAUGUAUGUGAAUGCCGUUAUAUGGGCAGACAGCUUCAUUUCAAGAAACUGAAACACUGGCCAUACCAUCCGGAAGACGAGAAAGUAGAAUAUAUAAAGCGAGAAAAACCGCUAACAAUGAUAAAACGUGUCACGUCAGUGUUUGCAAGCCGGAAAACAUUCGAAACUCAUCCGGGUGCGAUGGUUGGCACAAACGAUGAUGAAUCAGUUGAUUCAAUUUCAUCUUUGGAAGACGAUCGUUUGAAGAAAUUACCUGUAGUUUUGGAAAAGGAAAGAGUGGAAGUUGUAUGUAGCGAUGUACCAGAAGUUGCCAAUAAAUCGAUGAUCUUUUACGAACAAAUGCAGUACAACGAUCGUUGGUAUCGGUUAGGAGAUUUUGUAUAUGUAUAUAAUCCGUUGAAAAAUCGAAAUGCAAUACUACGGGUCGAUAAAUUGUGGAAAACAGUUGAGGGUGAUGGAUUUUUCUCUGGGCCAUAUUUUGCACGACCUCGUGAAAUCAAGCACGAACCGGCACGGCUGUUCUAUAAGCAAGAAGUGUUUGCCGUCGAUCAGCCGGAUAUAACUAUCCCAUUGGAAAAUGUUCAAGGAUUUUGUGCAGUUAUGUCCGUUAAAGAAUACACCAAAGGACGACCAACGGAAAUUGAUGAAUCUGAUGUGUACGUUGUGGAAAGUAAAGUACGAGGUUACGAAGAUGGUGGAAAACGAUGCAGUUUAACAGGUUGUAAACCAUCGUACUAUAAAAAUGUUACAAAUGAUACAAAUGACUGUACAAUAGUAUCGACAAAUGAGCAAAAGGCAUCAUUAAAAGGUGAUAUGGAUCAAUUGCCGUCAACCGUAAAAACGAAGACGGAAGAUUUCCAUUCGAAUGUCCCAUCCACUUCGAAAAGUAUUGUCGAACAGCCUGGUGCUAUCAGUAAAUUGGGAAUUGUAUCGGCUUCCUUUUCAAGUAUUUCGGUAGAUGAUGACAGUAGCAGUGGGUCAAAUCAGGCUCCAGGCAACAUACGUAACACGCCUACAUCCAUUGACCAAGAAGAACCGAUGAACGAUGCACAUGCCAAAAAACUGAAGCACUCCUUAAAGACUUACAACUUAUCAUCGGAAGUCCUGGAACCGGAAAUUUACUAUUUCAAAACUCCAAUCACUAUGGAAAAGCCUGGACAGAUUCGAGUAUAUAUGUGCAAAUGGCAGACCUGUGACUUCCAAUACGAUAAUCCAGAGGAAUUAUAUGACCACGUGAAAACAGUACAUACUUCUCAAAUUGUUGUUGAUGGUGAAAAUCAAUUUGUGUGUCUAUGGACAUCAUGUUUAAAGUACAGGAAAGAUGGAAAACCGUUCCCUUCUCUUCCACGUCUUCAUCGACAUAUUAAGGAGAAGCAUCUAGCAACAUCGGCAAAAUCAAUAUAUCCAAAUCAGAGGAGCAAAAAUUACAUACCGACUUAUGUGCCUGGUUCGUCUGCCUCAUCAGUUAGUUCUGGAACAACAACAUUCGUAGCCGUUCAGCAACCAGCAAAUGGAACUCAACAAGUUCAUCAAACAUACACAAUUCAACAAGCGCCAUUAACAUAUGUUACUCAGGCAGUAGUUUCAACUCAUCAGAUUGUUGCCAAUGGAUACGUGAAUGGGACUGCAGUAGCUGUCGCACCAACGGCUUAUUUGGCAGCUACACCAACCGUCGUUCAUACCAGUUCUCAUGGUUACCAUCCAUAUCAUCAAGUACGGCAGGUUACGGCAUCGACCACACAACCAAUUGCUGUAGCAGCGCAGAACUACACAGCAGUACCACUGCAGACAGUGAGCUACACGGCACCAUCUACCUCACAACAAUCAUCUCCUGCUAUAACCGAUCCAGGUCGAACUGUUGUUCAAGCUCCGAAACCAGCGCAACCUGUAUUUGUUGCUCCACCAAAUACCGUACAAAUCAAGAGGGUUAUGCAUUCCGAAGUUUAUCUAAAAUACAUCGAAUCUUUAUCAACCAGUCAGCAAAGAACUGUAAGUAAAUAUAGCAGGAGUUUACUGGCGAACCAAAGGAAUACAACGCCACCGCAGAAAAUUUCUACGACGCAGUGGCUAAAAGAAGCCAAAGACAAUGGUGUCAGGGAUGAAGAAGUGGUGAAAGCAUUAUGGCGGCUUCGUGAUGCUUUAUUAGAAAGUACGGUGAAUAUAGCACGUGAAAUGGAUUGUACUGGUCCAUUAUAAGUUAUUUUUUUUUCUUCAACAAGAUAAACUUAAUAUGUUAAAAUCAUGGUAGUUUAUCCUUGGUUUUUAUUGUUACUUAUCAUUUAUCUUCCUUUGAUUUGUAUAUUUACGUAUGUGUAUUUCAUGAUGCUUUAAACAAUUAUAUUACUUUGCUAUGAGAUGUUUGCUGUUUAGAGGAAUCUCAUAGUGUGAUGUUAUCUAUAUCAGUGAUACGCAACUGCGUACUGAGCAUAACCAUCGUGUAUUUAAUCCGGGUUGGCUCUUUCAGUUCUCAGGUCAGUGUAUCCGUUAUAUUCGUGAACUGUUAGAAAGGCUUUUCACUGUUCUAAGUGACUUAUCCAAUUUCGAUGUCCAUUUCGAUUUUGGACUUCAGUUUCAUUUUCCUCCCAAGAAGCACCCGGUUCUAGCUCGAAUUUCUUUUUUCUUUUCGAACUUGAUUGUGUUAGGUGCGUAACGAAUGUGUGGUUUUCAAAGUUAUCUUGCAUUUGAGGAAACUCUUUGGAGUUUUCUUGAUUUGGGUUCGUUUUUUCUAGAAUGUAUAUGUUUAAUACUUGUUUGUAGUGAAAUAUCAGAUAGGAAAUGAAUUUGGUGAUAUUUGGAGCAGAAAUUCUUGAGCGCAUUCGGAGUUUUCACGAAAAUAGAUGUUCUGUCGAUAUUAAUAAUAAGUAAAAUUCAAG
Messenger RNA from Loa loa (African eye worm), 6222 nucleotides. RefSeq names its product polybromodomain protein. Lineage: Eukaryota; Metazoa; Nematoda; Chromadorea; Rhabditida; Onchocercidae. The record is from RefSeq and is a predicted model, not a curated record. The coding region runs from base 20 to 5545 and encodes 1841 amino acids. Gene Ontology annotation, cellular component: RSC-type complex. Gene Ontology annotation, biological process: chromatin remodeling. Gene Ontology annotation, molecular function: chromatin binding; protein binding. The transcript has 36 exons.